Molecule: messenger RNA, 600 nt
Organism: Hirundo rustica (Barn swallow)
Lineage: Eukaryota; Metazoa; Chordata; Aves; Passeriformes; Hirundinidae
Gene: C9H1orf226
Product: chromosome 9 C1orf226 homolog
Exons: 3
Coding region: 1-600 (199 amino acids)
Source: RefSeq, a predicted model, not a curated record
AUGUUUGAGAAUGCCAGCGCUGGCACGGCACCCGCACCACGGGCGCAGCACGUCCCUGCCGCGGCGGGCAGCCUGCCCCAGCCCUGCCGGCCCACUGGCAGCCAGCACCUCCGCAACCUGGGCAAGGCCAUGGGCGCCAAGGUGAAUGACCUCCUGCGCCGCAAGGAGCCGGCCGGCCUGCCCGGCGUGGGAGCCAUGGAGGUGAAUGCCAGUGCAGGCGCUGUGCUGGGCAUGGGACAGCUGGCUGCUGAGGACGGGGCUGUGGGGCUGGAUGCCUUUCCCCGGCUGGAACCCCCGCCCCCUGUCACCAAGAAGCGGACACCGCGCGCCCUGAAGACCCCCCAGGACAUGCUCAUCGCUCCGCAGCCAGAGGGGACCAGCAUGAGGAGUGGCACCCAGGAGCCUCCCGAAGCACCCACAGCCCACCCUGACCCUACAGAGGAGCAGCUGGGGAUGGGGGACCAUUCUCCUCCACAAUGCCCUGGGGUCCCCGGCAUGACAGGCACCCUGGAGCUCACUGAGGACCAGUCUAGCAGUGCCUUACCCGUGCCUGACCUCAUCCAUAAGGGCAGCCGGGACAGCCAGUGGCAAGUGGUGUAG